AUGAUCAUACAAUCAACAACACAACAAGCCCGGCUGCUCAUAGACACUGGUUCCGAAAUCACACUCAUUACGGAAAGAUUGGUACGACAUCUUCAUGUGACACCCAGAAUGUCAAAAAUACUUGUACACGGAAUCGGCAGUACUUCACCAAUACAACCACUAGGGAUCAUCACACUCACUAUACAAUCAUUGCGGUCAAAGGAAUCAAUUAUUGUACAUGCUCACAUACUCAAAUCCCUAUCCAUACUUCUACCUCCCCAUGACCUCACACAAUGCACAUGGCCUCACAUCCAGGGAUUGCCAUUAGCCGAUGAAAAUUACGCCAAGGCCAGACCUGUAGACAUCGUAUUGGGAGCAGAUUCAUAUGGACAAGUAAUGAAAUACAAGUCCUCACCACACUUACCUAUAGCACUACUGUCAAUAUUCGACUGGGUGGUUAUUGGACCAAUAAUAGAAGAAAUACCAAGGGAACCAAGCAGCCAACUCAAUCCAGAUCAACAGCAGUGUGAACAAUAUUAUAUCGCAAACCAAACACGAGUAAGCACUGGAAGGUACAAGGUCAAACUCCCCUUCACAGAAUCCCCUGAAAUACUUGGAGACUCAUACAACGUGGCCCAUCAAUGUCUGGUGCGCCUACAAAAACGAUUCACAAGAGACAAUAAUUAUCGCACACUAUAUGUUCAAUUCAUGACAGAAUACGAGAACAUGAAUCAUAUGCGAAGACUACCAGCAAACUACCAUUCCAACAAGAGGGCGUACUACCUGCCGCACUAUGGCGUACUAAAACCAGACAGUUCUACGACUAAGUUAAGAGUCGUCUUCAACGGAUCAAGCCCAUCCUCAACUGGACAAUCAUUAAAUGACAUAAUGCACAUCGGCGCAAACCUAAAUCCAGACAUUGUAGAUGUAUUAAUUUGGAUCCGCAAACACAGGUACUUAUUGUCUACAGACAUCACAAAGAUGUACCGACAGAUACUGGUCCACCAAGACGACUGGGAUCUACAGCGAAUCCUGUGGAUAGACGAACAGGGCAACGAAGUCAUCUAUCAAUUAAUCACUGUCACAUAUGGAACCAGAGCGGCCCCAUUUCUAGCUGUACGAACACUCCUUCAACUCAUCCAAGACGAAGAAGACAACUAUCCACUCGCUCUACCCCGCAUCAAAUACGGAAAAUACGUGGACGACAUCUUUGGCGGUUCAGACAAUCCUAGUCAACUAGUGGAAACAACAACACAAUUAAGGUACCUCUGCAUGGCGGGCGGAUUCGCAUUAGCAAAAUGGCAUUCCACCAACGAAGAAAUAAUAACCGUCAUUCAGGCAUCGCCGAAUCCGGAACAGUCUGUCAACUUGACCGAAGAUACCACCAAAAUUCUAGGACUACAAUGGAGACCCCACGAAGACAUCUUCUCAUUCUCAAAAUCAUUGACUCUCAAAGCAACCACCUCAUCAAAGCGCACCAUUCUCUCUGACAUUGCAAAAUUGUUUGACCCAUUGGGAUUCGCAUCUCCCGUAAUAAUACGAGCAAAAUUACUACUCCAAGAACUAUGGCUCCAUUCUGUUGGAUGGGAUGAUCCGCUCCCAGAUCAAUUUGAAACAUCAAAUAUAGAACUAAAUGGAUUCGCUGACGCCUCGAAACUAGCAAUGGCUGCCGUCAUAUAUAUGGCAAUAUACAAUGAAGACAAUAAACCUACAGUAACAUUCAUAUGCUCAAAAACAAAGGCUCACCACACGCAUCAAAACUUCACUAAAUCUAUAGAUAAGAGCAACACAUCUAUGGACGGACUCACGAGUAAACCUGACCUGGAUCAAGGCUCACCCAUCACGAUGGAAGGAAUUUGUGUGCAACAGAGUCACACAAAUUCAAGAACUCACAGCAGAAGCACAAUGGAGAUUCAUCGCAUGCCUAAAAGGAAAACGUCCUCCUACAAACCAACUCACGCGAUGAAUUAA
Molecule: messenger RNA, 1950 nt
Organism: Ceratosolen solmsi marchali
Lineage: Eukaryota; Metazoa; Arthropoda; Insecta; Hymenoptera; Agaonidae
Exons: 5
Coding region: 1-1950 (649 amino acids)
Biological process (GO): proteolysis
Molecular function (GO): aspartic-type endopeptidase activity
Source: RefSeq, a predicted model, not a curated record